Molecule: messenger RNA, 2152 nt
Organism: Phragmites australis (common reed)
Lineage: Eukaryota; Viridiplantae; Streptophyta; Magnoliopsida; Poales; Poaceae
Product: probable F-box protein At2g36090
Exons: 1
Coding region: 397-1371 (324 amino acids)
Molecular function (GO): protein binding
Source: RefSeq, a predicted model, not a curated record
CCACGUCAGUCAAAGGAGCUGUGCGCGCGCCAUGGCCCGGCCCCCGCACGUCAGGGACGCAUCGAGGCCGACGUGCGAUGCCGUCACGGAGCUUUUCGAUCGACUUUGCGUUCCAGCAGCGCAAAGAGAUGUAGAGGAUCAACAAAAGAGGCUGCACCGUCGCCGUGGCUUCUCAUCGGUUCUUCUCUCUGUAGCGGGAACGAGAGGCAGGUCUAGGCACAGAAACAUCUCGCUUUCGGGCCGUGAUCUGAUCACUUACCUUCCUCGCCAUUUAUAGACCAAACCAGUAGCUUCAAACCCGGCCCCGACUAGAACACACACGCAGAUUGGCAGUUCGCGACGCAACAAAUCUGCACCGCUGUUCCACCUCCAUGCUGAGCUUUGCCGUGCUGGCACAUGGACGCCGCCGGCAUGGGUCUUGAGGCCGCGGACGGCCGUUCUCCGGCGGGCGGUGACGUCGACGCGGCGCCGGUUGUCGAGGACAUCCCGGCGGACGUCCUCGCGCUCGUGCUCCGCCGGCUCGACGGCGCGUCGCUGGCCGCGCUGGGGUGCGCGUGCUCCUGCUUCCACGAGCUCGCCAGCGACCCGGCCACGUGGCGCGGCAUCUGCCUCGCCAUGUGGCCGUCCGUCCGCGACGUGCCCUGCUGCUGGGACGGCGGCGGAGGACACCGGGCGCUCUUCGCUGACGCCUUCCCGUUCCCGGCCGCGCCGGCGGCGGCACCGUCCGUGCCCGCCUCGGGCUCGGGCUGCCUCCCCGCGCGGCUCGUCUCGGCCGUUGACCUGCACCACGGGGGCGCCUGCAUCAUGUCGCGCGUCGUGGACACGGACACCUCGUCGGACUGGUUCCUGGGCUCCCCGUUCCGCGUCGACGCGCUCGUGCAGGAGGGCUUCUCGGCGCCGUCUCCGAUCACCCCCGCCGAGCUGACGCUCAGCUGGAUACUGAUCGACCCGUCCUCCGGCCGCGCCGUGAAUGCCUCCAGCCGGCGCCCGGUGUCCGUCGACCGGAAGUGGCUCACGGGGGACAUCGUGAUGCGGUUCACCGUCGUGCUCCGCGACGUCGCCCUGGACGCAGCCGUCACGUGCGACGAGCGGUACGGGCACGUCAGGGAGGUGAGCCUGUGCAUAGAAGGCGGGGACGGCGGCGGCGUGAGCGGCCGAGACGGGCUGGCAGCGAUCACCGCGGCCAUGGCGGGCGCGAGGCAGGGCCGCGGCGCGGAGGCGGCGGCGAGGCUGAGGUACGAGGAGUUCGUGAAUGGGAAGAGGGCGAGGAAGGAGUGGAAGGCGAGGCGGGAGGGCAUCCUUGACCUCUGCUGCUCCGGCGUCGGGGCGGCGGCGUUCGCCGGGUUCCUGGUGAUGCUGACGUUCCGGUGACCGUGCGACAUCCGCCGCGCCGGGCAAGGCAUGAGCAACGUAGAUAUGAUUGUGCUGUAGCUUACGGUCUGCUGUCACAAUGAAAUGUAUAGCUGGGAAGUCACCAUCGCUUCAUUUUUGUUGUUAUUGUUUUUUCAAAAAGCAAAGUUCAAGAAAAAAUACUUGAAAGUUCUAAAAUCUUAGUGUGUCAGACACAUCUCAUUAUUGAACUUAAGCCUUCUAUUCUUCAAUUUUGUUAUGGUUAAUUGUCCUUGGCUCCUUGCUCGGAGCCACCGUGAUUUCAUUUUUACUGGACAUGCAGUAAGCUCUCGUCAUUUUUACUGGACAUGCAGCAAGCUCAGGUGAUAAGAUGCCGCGAACCCCAGCAAACCUGCGUAGCAUUGGCUCGCAAUUGAUCCAUACAUGCUCACUCGGCAAAGCAAGACACCGAGUCUGUAAUUGCUUAUAGUAUAUCACACAAAAAAUAUGAAAUUUCAACGUUCUUACACAAAUCUAGUUUUACUUCCAUUUUUCAAUUACAUAAAUAUGCUAUGGCAAUGCCAACACGGUUAUUUGGAAACAAGGGACGCCAUGAAUACUACCGACCCACUAUUGCUAUAAGGACUCAACACCGAUACACUAAGACAAACCUAUACAGGAGUUUGAGAAGCACGAAGCAUACAAAAAUCAAAGAUCGCAAGCACUCUGUCACACGCCAGAAACUCUGGGAAGACCAUGAAGCAGUCUAUACAAGUGAUUUCUGCAAUUCCCGACAGACUAAAUCGAUGAACUCGUCGCUCUG